AUGAUCGUUAGCAGGUGGCAGUUGACAGCGUAUAAGGCUGCGAUCACAGUCGGGGUGUUGCAACGCGUCGUCAUUCUUGCCGCCAGAUCUUCUCUUUUAUAUAGAACCAUGAGCUCAGCUACCGCUGCCGAGCUUGAUGUCCGUGCAUUAGAGAAACUAAAGGAUAUUUACGGUGAUCUUGCACAGGUACCAACACUUUCCGCAGGGCGUAUCCAUAGAAAUGGAAAGUUUAUACAGGUUUCAUCUGUAUGGGAUAAUCACGCAAUUUCACUCAACAAAAGCACCAAAACUCAGAGAUCUUCAGUUGUCGAAAAAAUAAAUGCUACUGGAGAGCUGCGCUUAAUCUCGACAAAUUCUAUGCCUUUAACGAAUUUUGAGUCCCAAUCACUUGCAUACUCACCGAGCAAUUCUUUGGUAGCGCAGCUUAUUACCAUACCUGAUGGAAAAGAAAAGAAGCAGUAUCUCAGGGUUUUCGAUCAAACCGAGCAUAUUGAAGUUUUGUGUUCUGAUCUCAGUGGACAAAAGAAGCAUGGACUCAUAUAUGGAAUGGGCGCAGCUCCUUUCGGUACACUGAGAUUCUCUCGUGGUGAGGGACAUCUGCUCUAUUGUGCCGAGAGGAAUUUCAAAGCGGCACAAUAUUUCGAUGUGGAUUUGGAGUGGGAUAAUGACGAAAAAAUAAUCGAAAGCAAAGUGGGGAAGAAGUACGAGCUUCACGAAUCAUGGGGCGAAUCUUGUGGUGAUGUAAAACAGCCAGUGCUCUGUAUUGUCGAUAUUUUCUCCGGAGCAGUCACUGCGCUUGAUCAAAUUCCUCCUGGAAUAUCGCCAUCCUUUGGAAUCUGGGCACCUGAUGAUGCUGGAAUUGUGUUUUUUGGUCUCCAAGACGAACCAUUCAGAUUAGGCAAAAAUAGCGUGCAAUAA
Messenger RNA from Ostertagia ostertagi, 918 nucleotides. The record is from the annotation of a GenBank genome assembly. Lineage: Eukaryota; Metazoa; Nematoda; Chromadorea; Rhabditida; Trichostrongylidae.